AUGAGUGACGUCGCGCCCAAGACACUGUACUGCAUCCGCCACGGAGAGUCCACGUACAACGAAUGGCGCAAGAACAGUUUCUGGAACUUCUCGUGGCUGUGGGUGCGCGACCCGAUGAUCGUUGACGCACCACUGAGCGACAAGGGGAAGAAACAGGCGCUGGAACUCCAUGAACUGAUCACUGGAAAGCAGUUGGAAGCGAAGAUCCAAGUGAUCAUAACGAGUCCAUUGACGCGAGCGAUUGAGACGACAAUUGGCGCAUUUCCAGACACGAAGGUCCCCAUCAUUGUCGAGCCUUCGUGUCGGGAGAUGCUAGACACUGCCUGCGACAUCGGUCGUGUACCCACCGACUUGGCCCAGCAGUUUCUUCGUCGAGACGACAUUGACUUUUCCUCGCUGGAUCCGUGUUGGUGGCUAGAGACGGGCAAGUUCAUGCCGCACGAAGAGGGGCAAGCACUGCCAGCCAGCAUCGUAGCGCCAAAGACGCCGGACGAAGUGAGGGUGCUGCGUGAGACUGUCGAGGAGCUGGACGCACGGAUUCGAGCGUUUGUGUUGAAGCUGCGAGCGCGACCAGAGCAGCACAUUGCCAUUGUCGGCCACUCGUCGUACUUCAAACGCAUGCUGGCAAUGAACCGCAAACUCAACAACUGUGAGCUGCAUGAGACGUCUCUGGGUGACAUUCAGCUGCGUGACGCACAGCAGUAG
Hyaloperonospora brassicae is the source of this 705-nucleotide messenger RNA. The record is from the annotation of a GenBank genome assembly. NCBI's taxonomy places the organism in Eukaryota, Oomycota, Peronosporomycetes, Peronosporales, Peronosporaceae.